UUAAUUAGCGCUUUUGCGCACCACAGAAAAAAUAUACAAAUCAUUCGUUUUAGCAAGUUUUUUUUUACGCAUUCAGAAAAUUGAACGUAGUCAAGGGAAAAGUGUGUUUUGGGUUGGAGCUGAAUCAGUGAAUUAUCGUGGCAUCGCCGCUGUCCUUUGCAUUUUGGUAUUUUUAAUAGUGCAAGCACGUCUGCCAAUCAAGAAACAAAAAUUAUGUGCUGAGUGGGGGAGUGCGAUUGAUCAGCUGGGAGAAAAUUAAGCAGCAGCAACACCAGCAGCAGCAACAACAACAUUCGCAGCAGAACAAUUGCAGUGUCAUGUUUGGGUUCGAUGGUGAGUAUCGGCGCCGACCAGUGCAAAGUCUUGGAGGCGCCUCGCAGACAUGCGACCGAGACACGGCGAUACGGAAGGCGGCGCUCGAGCGACAGAAGCGCAAUGAGCUGCGACAGAAGACUCACGGUGCAGUCGUUCUGCAGUCGUAUGCACGCUCCUUUAUCCAUCGCCAGCGACGCAAGCGAGCCGAACGGGAGGCGUUUGAUGCGUAUUUACAGGCGCACCGGGAUCGCGUUACGGAGGAUGUGAGCCUCUGCUUCCUGUUACGUCGCCUCAAUUUUUUCUACAGCAGUCGUGUGACCAAGGACAGCGACAGACUGAUUGAAGUUUGUCAACAGAUUUUGCGAAAUCCCACACGUCUGCUCCAGCACUCAGCGCACGAUUCCGUUUGGUUGCUGCGGGUGUGCAAGGUCUUGGACGCGUGCCUGUUGCAGUUGGCGCUUCCGCACAAGGCGCAGGCUAUUCCACUACGCAUGCUGGAGACUUUCACUACAGUGGCAGCCGUGGAACGCUAUGUGGAGGAUGAGACAGUGCUGUACAAGUAUAUGGAGUGUGUCUUUGGCUUCCUUAUCAAACGCAACUAUUUCGUGCGCUUGCGCCAGCUGCUAGAUGAGAAAUGCCCGCCGCUGGACGGCGAGACACUGCACGCUCCCACUCCGUUUGUUGAUGCGCUGAUGCAGCUGAUGUUGCGGCCCUUAAGCGUAGCGCUGCGUCAGCCCUGCAGCGAGUUGUCGCAGCUCUUUUGCCGCAAGUUCAUUUCUGAUAUUUUAGCGACACCUCACACAGAACCAGUGCGCAACUUCGUGCUGCCAUGCUUGGCGGAGAGCAAAGACUUUCCUUAUGCGCUGCUCAUGCACACGCUGCAUGCACUACUGGAUCUCACCGAGGCGGCGUCCGUUGCUGAAGCCACGACUACGACCACGACUGCAGCCACUACCACAACCACAGCUACAGCGACAGAUAAUGUUAGCACUAAUAAUGUGUUUUAUGGGAUUAUGCAUGGGGAAGCAAAGUCGUCAAAGCCGCAGACAACUGAUGCGCUGUUCAGCUCGUAUUUGCUUAACUCGCUCUUGGUGCUGGAUCGCAGCCACCUAGGCACAUUAGAACAGAGCAACCUACUAAUUGUCUAUGUGCGUGUCAUUGCUCAAAUGAUGCCGAACAUAUUGCAGCUGCCCAAAUCUACGUUGCGCACGCAUGCGACACCACAUCGGCACACAGACUCCGACGAUGAAGAUGAGUCGGAUGAGUCUGGCGAGGAGGACGAGGGACAGCCCUCCACUCGCACGCUCGACUACGACAUGGAGCAGUCCUGCCGCACGCCAGGCGAGCUGAGCAGCAAGGAGCGGAAUAGCCUGUUAGAAUCGAUAGCCAUAUUAAACGAAACCCAGCGAGUGGACUUCAUUGUGCAGCAAAUUGAGCCGUACAUUGAGCAAAGCCAGGUGAUUUAUGCGCUAUGCGAGAUCUGUCACAAUCUGAUGAUUUACAACAAGCAUGCAGUCUAUGAAUACAGAUUGCUCUACACUUUGGCUUUCACGCCAAAGUUCAUACGAGCUGUUUGGUUUAAGCUGGCCGCUGAGUCAACUCAGCUCGGAUUUUCAUCCCCACUUUCACUUAUAUCCAAGGGUGUUGUCCCCAAGCAGCAGGGCGUGGACCGUACAAUACCUCUAUUAGCCACUUUUUGCAUGCUCUUUGGACGCCUGUUGCCCACGUUGCACGAUGUGGAAUUCGUCGAAAAAAAGUUUUUAGAAACGGCGCCUCUGCGCCAUGCGAGACUUAUGCCCUUCUCCAUUGCGGAGAUAGUGCAAAUGUCGAAGACGCUUAAGGACAUUAGCCUGGGCCUGGUGGAGCUCGCAUUUCGCAGUGUGCUAGGCCACACAGACGCCGAUGGCAAGACGCUACGUCAUCAGAAGCAGAUUUGGGCCAAUUUAUUAAAUGUCGUCGUGUUUGUGCUCAAUCAAAUACACUCGCGAGAUCUGCGGCUUGGCUUUUGCCCGGAAGGGCAUUGGACUGUUUCUCGGCUGGAUUUGCCACUGGACAGGCCAACGGAUCUGCCGUUGACACACAGCAGUCGCAUGCGUGGUAUACGUCCAUUUCAACCCAUACGCGACUUCACACGCGAAGACUUUGAGAACGGGCCGCCCAUGUCGACCAAGCAAAAACGCUCUAUUACCAUAUUGCGCGAAAUACCCUUCGUCGUGCCUUUCAGUAAGCGCGUGAGCAUACUGCAGGGUCUAGUUGCCGCUAACAAGAUGCGCGUGCAGGGUCAUCUGCAGGCUUUUCUGCAAGGGCCCUCUAUUAUGGUAACUGUGCGUCGUACGCAUUUGUAUGAAGAUGCCUACGACAAACUGCGGCCAGAGAAUGAGCCGGACUUACGCUUGAAGUUUCGCAUACAGUUUGUUUCGCAGUUGGGAUUGGAUGAGGCGGGCAUUGAUGGUGGUGGUGUGUUUCGAGAAUUUCUAUCGGAGCUCAUAAAAACAUCGUUUGAUCCCAAUCGGGGAUUCUUUAUGGUAACGACGGAUAACAAACUGUAUCCUAAUCCGAAUGUCGCGGAUCUGUUUAGUGACUUUGAAAAGCACUAUUAUUUUAUCGGUCGUAUUUUGGGUAAAGCAAUCUAUGAAAAUUUAUUGGUGGAGCUUCCGCUGGCCGAAUUUUUCCUAACAAAACUAGCUGGAAAAUAUUCAGACGUGGAUAUACAUCAGUUGGCCUCACUAGAUCCGGAACUCUACAGGAAUCUACUUUACCUCAAGGACUAUCCAGGUGAUGUUAGUGAACUGAAUUUAGAUUUUACAGUCGCCAGCAGCUCGCUGGGGCAGACGCAGGUGGUGGAGCUCAAACCUCAGGGUCAGAGCACCCCGGUGACCAACUCAAAUCGGAUCGAGUACCUACAGUUAAUAGCUAACUAUAAGCUCAAUGUGCAAAUCAAGCGUCACUGCAAAGCCUUCCGCAAGGGAUUGUCCAAUGUCUUGCCCAUUGAGUGGCUUUACAUGUUCAGCAACAAAGAGCUGCAAAUACUCAUAUCGGGCGCCGAAAUACCUAUCGAUCUAGAGGACUUGAAAAAACACUGCAAGUAUGGCGGGGAAUACUCCCCAGAACAUCCGUCAAUUGUUGCCUUCUGGGAGGCUGUGGAGGGAUUUGACGAUUUGCAGCGACGGCAACUGCUCAAAUUUGUCACCAGCUGCUCACGACCCCCAUUGCUGGGCUUUAAGGACUUGGAUCCACCGUUCUUUAUACAGAACGCUGGGGAUAUGGAGCGUUUGCCCACAGCCAGCACCUGCACGAACCUCCUGAAGCUACCGCCCUUUAAGAAUGCUGAACAGAUGCGCGAGAAACUAAUCUAUGCCAUACAGUCUGGUGUGGGCUUCGAACUUAGCUAAGGUGUGCAUUGCUAUCUACCCCAUCCAUUACCCACACAUAUCGAAUGCAAUAAACCCACACUGGGAACAACAGGACUCCCAUCCAGCAAUAGAACCGAUGGCUGGACAAGCAAACUAUUCCAGUUCAUUUACCUAUGUAAUUAUGAUAAACGUAAUAAUUUGUGUAAUGUAAAGUAUGAAGCUUA
Drosophila arizonae is the source of this 3892-nucleotide messenger RNA. Its product is annotated as ubiquitin-protein ligase E3C. NCBI's taxonomy places the organism in Eukaryota, Metazoa, Arthropoda, Insecta, Diptera, Drosophilidae. Gene Ontology annotation, molecular function: ubiquitin protein ligase activity. The record is from RefSeq and is a predicted model, not a curated record. Gene Ontology annotation, biological process: ubiquitin-dependent protein catabolic process; protein polyubiquitination.